Messenger RNA from Ramularia collo-cygni, 2064 nucleotides. Its product is annotated as probable DUR3-Urea permease. The transcript is spliced from 6 exons. Gene Ontology annotation, cellular component: plasma membrane. Gene Ontology annotation, biological process: urea transmembrane transport; spermidine transport; putrescine transport. Bases 1 to 2064 code for a protein of 687 amino acids. NCBI's taxonomy places the organism in Eukaryota, Fungi, Ascomycota, Dothideomycetes, Mycosphaerellales, Mycosphaerellaceae. Gene Ontology annotation, molecular function: spermidine transmembrane transporter activity; urea transmembrane transporter activity; putrescine transmembrane transporter activity. The record is from RefSeq and is a predicted model, not a curated record.
AUGGCGUCAACACCGCCGCUCAGUCAAGCCACUGGCUAUGGCAUCGUGAUUGGACUGGGCUUUCUCUUUGCCUUUGGGAUGAUGUUGAMAACUUUUGUCUUGAAGCGAUACAACAACGAACUGCAGACAAGUGAAGUCUUCAGCACUGCUGGCAGAUCGGUCAAGUCUGGCUUGGUGUCAUCUGCAGUGGUAUCCUCCUGGACAUGGGCGGCGACUCUGCUGCAAUCGUCAUCCGUCGCCUAUUCGUACGGUGUAUCGGGCCCGUUCUGGUAUGCUUCUGGAGCGACCGUUCAAGUUAUCCUCUUUGCAACCCUCGCGAUUGAGUUGAAGCGCAAGGCGCCAAAUGCACACACCUUUUUGGAAGUUAUUCGAGCGCGCUACGGCCCCAUCACACACGGAGUGUACAUUCUGUUUGGCCUCAUGACCAACGUCCUAGUGACCGCCAUGCUCUUAACGGGUGGCUCCGCUGUGGUGACAUCCCUCUGUGGUGUUCCUACGGCAGCUGCAUGCUUUCUGCUACCCAUCGGCGUUGUGCUCUAUACGAUGUUUGGCGGUAUCAAAGCAACGUUCCUAACAGACUAUGUACACACUGUGGUGAUUUUAGUCAUCAUCUUCUUGUUCGCCUUCACAGCAUACGCUACGAGCAGCGUGCUGGGUAGUCCUGGUGCGGUCUAUGAUGCGUUGGUUGCUGCUUCUGAUCGACAUCCUGUGGAAGGCAAUGCAGAAGGUAGCUACCUUACGAUGAGAUCCAAGGAGGGUGCGAUAUUCUUCGUGAUCAACAUCGUGGGCAACUUUGGUACCGUCUUCAUGGACAAUGGUUACUACAACAAAGCAAUCGCUGCGUCCCCUGUACAUGCGUUGCCUGGAUAUAUCGCUGGAGGACUAUCGUGGUUCGCCAUUCCAUGGUUAUGCGCCACGACUAUGGGCUUGAGCGCUCUGGCAUUGGAGACAAAUCCAGUCUUUCCCACCUACCCAAAUCGUAUGGACCCCGCCGAGGUCUCUGCUGGCCUCGUGCUACCCAAUGCAGCGGUAGCAUUGCUGGGAUCUGGCGGAGCAUUAGCAACACUUCUCUUGAUCUUUAUGGCCGUAACCUCUGCAAUGAGUGCUGAGCUCAUUGCAGUCUCAAGCAUAUGGACCUACGACAUCUACAAGACUUACAUCAACCCGGACGCUUCCGGCAAGCGGCUCAUCUACAUGUCGCACACCAGCUGCGUUGUUUACGCCAUCUUCAUGGCCGGCUUCUCCACAGGACUGCACUACGCGGGCAUCUCAAUGGGAUACCUCUACUUGCUGAUGGGAGUGAUUAUAUCUGGUGCUGUUCUCCCUGCUUCACUCACGCUUUUAUGGGAUCGCCAAAGUUGGGCAGCCGCGACAUUCUCGCCACCUCUAGCGUUGUGUUGCUCGCUCAUCGCAUGGUUGGUUACAGCUAAGACGCAGUACGGCGAGCUUUCCGUGUUAACGACGGGAUCGAACAAUCCUAUGCUCGCUGGAAACGUGGUAUCACUGCUGGCUCCUGUAGUUUUCAUUCCAGUACUGUCGUUUGCCCUGCGGAAUCCAAAGUAUGAUUGGCUUUCGAUGAAGAUGAUCCGGAAAGGAGAUGAUUCCGACCUUGCUGCCGCCGCAGAUGUUGAUCUGGAGCUCGUACCGGGAGAGACGAGUCGAUCUCAGGAUGAAGAGGAAGAGGAGCAAAAGAAGCUACAGCGGGCCGCUAAGAUCGCCAGAACACUCACCGUAUGCAUGACCCUUGCUUUGCUGGUGCUAUGGCCUAUGCCUCUCUAUGGGAGUGGAUACAUCUUCAGCAAGAAGUUCUUCACCGGCUGGGUGACUGUUGGAAUUCUCUGGCUCUUCUGCUCCAGCUUCUGCGUCGGCAUUUACCCUCUGUGGGAAGGCCGUCGUACUAGCACGAGGACAAUCAAGGCAAUCUUCUUGGAUGUCACCGGCCGUGGUAGACCUAUAGUCCAUCACGGAAGAGCGACAGAAAGGGGCGAUGAUACGAGGGAAUCUGAGUCCCAGGAGAAGUAUACGAAGAAGACAGCUACGCCUCCAGAAGUGGAGAUCAAGUGA